Molecule: messenger RNA, 1338 nt
Organism: Durusdinium trenchii
Lineage: Eukaryota; Dinophyceae; Suessiales; Symbiodiniaceae
Source: the annotation of a GenBank genome assembly
AUGUCAUCCGAGGACACGCGGUCAAAUCGCCUACGGUGGUUUGAAGAGUGCCUUCAGGCUUUGCCUGGCACAGUAGCUCCCAGUAGCUCUGUAGCUUUUCCCAAAAACAUUGGCUGCGGACUUGCUGGUGGGAAAUGGGCACAGUACCUUGCUGCGCUGACCAGGUUCAGCGAGGCCCAUCCAGACUGGAAGAUUGCAAUCUAUGACUUCAACGCAUCAAGUCCAGCUGCAUGUCCCACGGAUCCCACAGCACGUCCAGCGAGCGCUGAACCGAAGACACCGGCUCGUCCAAGUGCCAGCGCUUGUUCCGGGUUUUGGAGCACCGCGACCUUUGAAGCUUGGCGCGGAGGGUCUUGGGUUGCCUACUCAGAGGCUCACCAAGCAGCCCUUCAAGCUGCGCUACAACGUGAAGAUGACUGCACCGAAGUCAUGGUGGACAGUGAGCGGCGGCACGCUCUUGCAGCACUUGCCGAGAUGGGUGUUUGCCCGAGGUCUCUUGGGGCCGGUGUGGAGUCUGAAGCUUUGAGUCUUUGUGCUCGUUUGGGAGAUGGAGACUCCACAGGCAAUGGGCAGGUUCAAGUGAAUCUUGCGGCCCUUGCGUCAGCAGCAGACUACGGUGAAGAGACCAGCCCAGACGGCAAGACGCGGGUUCGUUUGAGGCUGCCUCCGGUGCGAGAAGGAGAGAUCCGUCUUCCCGCACAGUUGGAUUUGGGUUCCUGCCCGUCAGUGCGGGACUGCGGCCGAGUGGCAGACGCAGAGCUACUGCAACCUGACAGCAGCUGCGGCAUUUGUCUUGGUGACCUAAUGGGCAAGAGACGUGGUCUGGCAGUCGCACUGCAGCUCCAUUGUGGGCACAUCUUCCACCAUAGCUGUUUGGAGCGCUGGUUUGAAGAGAGAAGGCGGUGCCCAACAUGUAAAAGGCGCUUUGGGCACUUGGUGGGCAAUCAGCCGAGCAUUGGUACCAUGAGCUGGCAAUUGGACAGCCGUGUUCGGCUUGCUGGUCAUCCAGAUAGCUUUACGAUUGUCCUCAACUUCCGCUUUCCGGCGGGAAGAGACUCCAAUGGAGAGCCCUACAGAGGGAGGACUCAGCAAGCGUUUCUGCCCCAUGAUGAGCGUGGGAAGCUCCUCCUUGCGUUGUUCCAGCUCGCUUUCAGGCGGCGGGUGCUCUUCGACCUUCGAGCCUCUACAACAGAACAGAAGUACUGGCCAGCCUUCAAUAUCCACCUCAAAACGGCAGUUGCAGGAGGUCCAGAGCGAUUCGGAUUUCCAGAUGACGGCUACUGCCAACGCGUUUUGGAGGAGCUCCGGGAGAAUGGGGUGACCAUCGCGGAGCUGUGA